This is a messenger RNA of Mesorhabditis spiculigera, 1170 nucleotides long. The record is from the annotation of a GenBank genome assembly. NCBI's taxonomy places the organism in Eukaryota, Metazoa, Nematoda, Chromadorea, Rhabditida, Rhabditidae.
AUGGCGGACGUCAAAGUUGACAGUUCUGACUCGGACCAGGAUCCGAAGAAGAAGCGCGCCAAGAACUCCAGGAACACAAAGGCAAUCCAUAGCGCUUCUGAUCAGUCUUCCGACGAAGAAGUUGCGCCACCACCGAAGAAGGCGGCUCGUGGAAGACCGAGGAAAAGCGUGACUCGUCAUGACAGUGACUCUGAUGAGGAGCAGCGUCGUCCCGUCAGCGAUAAGAAGAAAAUGGAAAGGAAUGUCCUCAACGAUUUGGUGAAGAAGCGCAAUGCCAAGCUGAAGCGCGACGAAACGCACGCUCGCGAUGAAGCAGGAUGGGAUUCAGACACCAGUGUCAAAUCCACCCGAACGUCUUCCUCAAAGAAGAAUGAAGAUAAUGAGAAUUGCGGUCCAAAGCCUUCUGAGAGUUCCAAGUCCAAGGCCUCACGCCGUUCAUCUUCUGAGUCAUCAACGAACACUCGUGCUCGCAGUCCUACUCCAGAGGAGGAAGAGCAAGGCACUCCGAUUGAGAAAAAGGCGGACAUUAUGAAGGCUUUGCUCACCCGCUCUACCCUGCUUAAGCUGCUAAAAACACCGUUCUUCGCCACGACCGUGAAGGACUGUUUGGUCCGUGUUAACGUUGAAUUGCCGAUGAGCAUCAAUGGGGUUCGAACCAAGGUGGGCAUCGUUUUGGACGACCUGGAGACGGAGACCGCCUACCCUGUUCGAGGUCAGCAAAUAAACAAGGUACUCCGCGUGCAAUUCGCUAAGGUGGUGAAUUAUGUCAGAUUUGACAUCAUCUCCGAUAGACCGGUCACCGACGUCGAAUUUCUGGAAUGGAAAACCAUUCUGGAGAAAUCGAAUCUGGAUCUACCGAACAUCGAACAAGUAGCGAGAAAAGGCAAGGAGAUCAAGGACGCCUUGUGCCACAUAUUCACCGAUACGGAGGUGGAACAGAUGAUCAAGGAGCGUCGUCGGUUCGAGCAGAAGACUGGCAAAUUCGCCACCGAAAAACGUUGGCUGAUGAACCAAAAGGAAGCACUCACUAAACAAGCUGCCCAGCUUCUCGAAAGAGCUCGCCAAAUAGAGCUUCAACUCGAGCGCCUUGAAUCGCCGAAUGAUGAAUCGGAAGAGCCGGAAGGGGUCCAGGGACGAGGAAUACAAGCGGCUGCGACAAGCCAAGCCGAC